Bactrocera oleae (olive fruit fly) is the source of this 3416-nucleotide messenger RNA. It is a transcript of the gene stai, whose product is annotated as stathmin. NCBI's taxonomy places the organism in Eukaryota, Metazoa, Arthropoda, Insecta, Diptera, Tephritidae. Gene Ontology annotation, biological process: microtubule depolymerization; regulation of microtubule polymerization or depolymerization; neuron projection development. The record is from RefSeq and is a predicted model, not a curated record. Gene Ontology annotation, molecular function: tubulin binding. Gene Ontology annotation, cellular component: cytoplasm; neuron projection.
AGUGCGCGUGUUGCUUUCUGACUCGUUUGUGCCGUUUAACAAUUAAUACGAGUUUUCAAUAUUUAUUGCGCCAGCGAGAUCGCAUGCUUCCUAGUUGCUUUUGUUGUUGUUGUUCGCAUUACAAACGUUUACUCGGGUGUGAGGUGCCGUAACGUGCUUGUUGUUUUUAUUCUCAGUGUUGGUGGUGGCGUGCGGCCUGAACCCCUUGUGUGAGUGUCCUUGCAGCGGCGCCAAUACAGUAAUCACAACAACAACAAUAAAAGCGAUAACAACAAAAAUAGCGCUGAUUUUCGAAAAACUUGUCAAGCAGGCAGUGGAGUGAGCCACGCAGCAAAUAUAACUCGAAAAUAUCUUCGAAUACGCGAAUAUCGUCCUGAGUGCUGGCUGGCGUCUCUUUGUCAGUUAUCCUGCUGCCUUCUGCCUAACGUUGCUGGUGUAUCCAUUCAAAGUGCGGCAUAUUUGCCAUUCAGUUUGUCUUUGUCGUUCGUUGCGGUCGUUACGUUACGUUAAAACGUUGAAGGAAUCGGCUAACAAAUAAGCCAAACACAUUAGAGCAAAAAAGUAUACAUACAUACAUAUAAAAAAUAUAUAGAAAUCGCACUUAAACGCCGGACGGUGUUAUUGGUAUAAAAAAUUGUAGAAAUCCCAAAAAGUCUUAUAGAAAAGUACCGUUAGCCAGUUGUGCUGUAAAAAUAUAUAAUUUGAUUGAGCACUGACAUAAAUAACGACGAAGACAAAGUGCCGCGUAGCGCAAGGAAACAAAAAAAUAAAUAAAUAAUAACAAAUAAAAAAUCUCGAAAGACUGUUUUUCAAAACGCAAAGCACGCCGUCGAACACUUUUGUGACAGUUUUUUGUAAUUUUUACGCAAAAAGAAAACAUAUUCAACCAACCAUCAAAAUAAAGUUUAACAAUUGAAGCAAAUACUUGUGACCGGAUAAUAUUUCUACAGUCUGCGUAGAUAUUUUUCCAAAAAUUAGUCAAAGUGUUUGUGUAUUUGUUUGCUUGCAGUGUACUUUCUGUCGUUUGAGGAAUUCUUGCAGAAGUGUAAAUAAUUAAAAUAUUUUAGAAAAUUCUAGCGGAAAUAACUUGAAAGUUUUACAAACAUAUCUUUAAAAUAAAUAAAUAUUAUAAUAAAUAGAAGAAAAAAAACAAAAAUUAAAAAAAAAAAUAAUUAAAAAUAAAUAAAAGCUCGUCGCCACCUAACCAUUCAACAAAAUCUUCACUCACACAAGUGUGCUCUCUAAUCCAAUUAACCCCAACCACUGCGUAUCUGUGCAUUUGUGUGCGUGUCUUUGACCAACGGAGAAAAAUAUCGCCACUCACAAACAACCGAUCAACUAUCAACCGACAGUCAACAGUAGUGUCAACGCGUUUGUAUUACUAUUAGUUUCACUUCUAAUAAAUCCUCCGGCAGGCAGCUACUACCUAAGCACACACACACACAGCCACAGCGCCCAACUUUCUUUCCAAACAAACAGCGUUCAAUCUCGCCGCCAGCGUGGUGUUGCAAAUCAAUCCAAGAGUCACGUUUAAAAUCAAUAAAUUUCUUUGUUUACUUAGUCGCUUAGUCGUCGCUAGUCACCGUUAGUCAGUGCAAUCGUCAUCAUGUUGAUUGGAUUAGUACGCGAUUCGGUAAUGCAGUGCUUCUGCCAUACAUGCCGGGCUCCCAUUUUGCCAGCUGUAUCGCGGAGAUCAGCACCCAUCAAGAAGAACAAUAAAAUACGCUCAAAACAGCCGCGUCUUUCCAAAAAAGUGAAAUUUAUCACCACUGAAAUUCGCUGCCAGGAGAAAUCGCGUGGCGGUCUUAGCUAUGAAGUGAUCCUGGCCGAACCAGCACCCAAUGUGGUAGUGCCCAAGCGUCCAGUGACACCUGGCAAAAAUGUGUCAGCCGAGGAGAUCGAGCAAAAGCUAAAAGCUGCCGAAGAGCGACGCAUUUCUUUGGAGCAAAAGAAAAUGGCCGAUUUAUCCUACAAAUUGUCGAAAAUCGAGGAAGCCACACGUAAAAAGGAUGAAAUCACCAAUGAGUUCAUCAAUCAGACCAAGGAGAAGUUGGAAACUAAAAUCGAACAGCAUGUUGAGAAGCGCGAAGCCAUUAUUAGUGACAUGAAGGAGAAGUUGAAGAUUCACUCACAAGAAAUUGAGAAGACACGCGAACAAUUGGAACAGCAGAAAUCUAUUGAGAAAGUGGCUAUUGAGGAAAAAUUGAAGACAGCUCAGACUUUGCGAGAUGAGAAUAUUAAAAAGAUGCUGGAGCGUCUUAAGGAGCAUAACACUAACAAAAAAAAUCAAAUCGACCAAUUGGAAACACAAAAACUCGAGGAGAAGACCCGCAUUAUUGAAAAUAAAUUGUACACCGCCGAACAAAAUCGUGAAAAGGAGAUACAAAAGAAAAUUGAAAAAGUUCAAAAACUUGAGCGUCGCGCUGAAUUGGUGCGUCAGAAUAAGGCGGCAACACAGCAACCGAUUUGUGAUGACACCAACACAGCUAUUGCCUCAUCUGGUUAGAGCGCAAACAACAAAAAGAAGAACAACAACAAUAAUAUUUAUAAAAAACAAAAAACGGCACACAUACAUAGAAUACAAGAAAAAACAACCAGUUUAAGAGCAAAAGAAAAUCGCAAUAACAACAAUUACACUGAAGAUUGAUGAUAGCGGGGAUGGAGGAGGCGUUUUGUGGAGAGAAAAAAACAUAAUGCAACAGGAUGAGCUUUGAGCGCAUGGCAGUGAAACGGUAGAAAACUGAGCAGCAUUCAAAACUCUGGCGCAGCUUAAGAACACUUAUGUAAUAUUGCAAAAAAACACUAACAACUUAGCAUAGAAAAUGCGACUACAAUUUCGAGACGAAAUCAGCCGUUGCACAACUUAAAUGAUAUUUAAAAAUAUAUAUAAAAAAAAGAAACGAGUAUAACUGCAGCAGUAAUAAAUGAAAAAAAAAAUUAAACAUACAAAUUAUUUAAAUGAAGCGUUUUCACAACACUCUUGCGUAUAGAAAGAAAAACAAUAAAAACUACAUACCUAUGUAAUAAUUAAAGAUGAUAUGCCGAAGAAAAACAACUGCAAAAAUCCAUAAUUCAACACUCGUAAAAAGCAAAUCCUGCAGAAAAAAUAACAACACACUUUAUAAAUUAUAAUUAUUAUUGAUAAUAUGUAAAAUGAAUGAGCUGCAGCAAAACAUACAUAGAAACACACUUUACUAUUCGAAGCAAAAUGAAGCGAAAGCAUAAACAUUAAACGCAUUAAAAUAUAUAUUCUCAUUAUUAUUAUUAUUAUUAUUAAUUAAAAUUAUAUUUUUAUUAUUAUUAUUAUUACUAUUACAAUUAAUUAAGUGAUUUAUUGAUUGAUUAAUGAAUUUCGAUUGAUUCACAAUUUAUAACUAUAUUUCUUAUUACUAAUAAAGAAAAUGAUGCAAAAUGAA